UGUUCGCGCCAGAUUUCAAACCCGGCAUCGUGGGACCGGCAACGAGUCACAUUUCAACCAAAAAUGCCGCUUUUAGGUCGAAAAGUUUAUAUUCCAAGAACGCAGGACAGGGCAGAGAAACACCCCGAAGGCCGUUUCAGGGUUCCAUUCACCAACGAAGUCUGUAAAAGCAAGGAUCAUGGUUCAUACAGUGAGUAUGAGAAGCGUAUGGAAUUUUACCGCCAGCCAAUAUGGACUUGCCAAUGUACAGGUGUAAGUGGACUAACCUACCAGGAAGCCUGUAGGUCAGAAGCCAGUGCACGUGAACAGGUAGAGGAUGAAUUUCCUAUCCGACUUGAGAGGAUUGUGAUGGAGUUGGUCCACCACAGUGCAACUCCAUUGGACACCCUUGUUGAUGAGGUCCAAGCUCAUCUACAGAAUCACUUUGAAGUCGGGGAAACUGUAGAGCUGAAAGUGCAGCUGAAGGGCAAAAUAAUUAGAGGAAAGGUCCUCAAAGUUACCCAGUCAUCAUCUAAUGAGUGGACUGCUUUAACGAUACCUGACACUAUGGCACGGGCACAGAUGAAAGAGGGAAAUUCACCUUCAAGCGACAAAGAAAAUCAUGUCGAUGAAGGAAGUAGGACUCCCCUUAAACAAGGAAAGAAGUUUAGCAACAAGAACUUCAGGUACACAAUUCGACUGUGUGAUGAAGACAAGAUCAUCAGCUCUAUCCCAAGUCAUGAACUUACUCAUACUUCUCCUCUACCCUCCUGGGAUCUCAUCAAGCUUUUUAUCAGAGCCAAUGCCAUCCAGACUGGCUCUGCCUUCAAUUCCCCGUGGAUUGUCUCAGAAGACCUCUUCACAAAGUUCAACCUCGUCAAUAAAUAUGAUGACCUGAGCCUCAGUCCUUACAAGACCACCUAUGAAACACCCAAAGUCCACAAAAGAUCAGCCGAGGAAAGUCAGAGCACCACCAAAUCCUCCAAAAAGCGGAAGUUGUCAGACCAUUUCAACACUCCAAAGAUGAAGCAGUCAACACUUCUGGACAUGAGCUUCAAGUCAAAGUCAGCUCAGGUGGCCGGGCACCGGUCAGAGUCAGAUGACCCUAAUCAAAUGCCCAGCCCAGAGAAAGUCCGCAUGGACCACACUUACAGCUCCCCAAUCGGCAAGUCUUUGCACAAGAAUUCACCAAAACAAUCUCCAAAAAAAGUGGUUGCCUCUAAGAAGGGUUCCCCUGAGGCAAAGAAGGCUCUUGGCAAAGCAACUUUGAAAAAAACCCAAAAGGAAGAAACAUCUGCAAAGAAAAAGGACAAUGCUGCCAAAGCCAGGGAAAAGAAGAGCACUCAGAAGUCUAAACCUGGCAGAGAGGAAGAAGCAAAAGCUAGAAAGACAAGGAAAACAUCAAUCAAGAAAAGCUCUAUGGAAGAUGAAGUUAUUGAUGUGGAUAUGAUUCAGGAUGGACCUUAUAUGGGUCAGAAAACCCCCUCAAAGAAGAAGCUGACUGACCACUUCAAAAUGCUUCAAAGCAGCACUCCAUCAGAGGAUGAAUUCAAAGUAACUCCCAAAAAGAUUCCUUUAUCAAAACAAGCAAAGAAUAAGACCGCACCCACUAAAUCCAAGACCAAAGCCCUUGCACAGGCCAAGAAGGAAAAUGGAAAGAGAGCUGUCACUAAAGUUCCUAGAAAAGUUUCUUCAGGAACCCCAAAGAAAGUAAUAUCUCCCAAGAAGAAGACUACAGUUUCCCCAGUCAAGAAAACAAAACCUGUAAGGCAAGAAACAAAUACCAAGUCACCAGUUAAGUCGCCCAAGACAGGAUCACCAAGGAAAUCCUCUACCAAAAUAGCCACGCCGAAGAAGACACCACAGAAGAGGGGGAGAACAUCACCACUUAAAACACCAAAGUCUAAGACAUCACUAAAACAGAUGACUCUCUUUGAUGUUGCUGGCAAGAAGUCCAAGACACCAGAUUCUCAAGUUCGCUAUAAGCUAUCAACACCACAAAGUCCCCGUCAACCUCCCAUCAUUACAAAAUUAAUUCGGGCCAAAAAGAACAAGGACACAGUGUUAUACAGCAAGCUGAUGACCAAGGCAGUCAAGGAACUCAACGACAAGCAAAUAAAGAACCUGAAGCCUGAGAUCAAAGAAGAAGUGACGUCUAAGUAUGAGAACUAUAAGAUGAAACUCAAAUGGAAGUCCAUGACACCUGAGGAGCGAAAAGAGCUGAUGCUGCGGAAGCGAGAGGAAAAGAAAAAACAGCGAGAAGAGGAGAAACAGAAGAAGAUGGAAGAGGAACGCAAAAUGAGAUUGGAACAAGCAAAGCGGUACGAAGACCAGGAUCUUAAGUUGAAACCUCUCCCAACUCCCAAACUGGUAUCCAUGCCAGAUGGUCUACCCAACACUCUGUUUGGUGACAUUGCUAUGGUGGUGGAGUUCCUCAACUGCUACUGUGGUCUGCUCAUGCCCAAUGACCCUUACCCUGUCACUGCAGAUUGUUUAACGAAGGCUUUGGUUGGGGGCAGGGAGGGCUUUGCCUAUCUAUCUCGUGUUCUGGUCAUUCUGCUAAAAACUUUGCUACAAGACAAGAUUGCUGAGGACUACAAAGAACUAAGCAUGUCCUUGUCUCAGAUCCCAGUCAACAUGCAUACGGCCUCAGAGCUCUUACGUCUGAGCCUUCGCCUGGAUGACCAGGAGAGUGAUGACCAAAGCAGCAGCGGUGGCAGUGAUGAAUUUAUCAAUGAUGAUGAAGUGCCCCAGGAGUUGGUAGAGUUGCUAGAGACCAGUGAGUUCUUUGAGCUGGAGCCCCUGAAAAAAUUACAGCUGUUAGUCUUCCUGUGCCAUCGGAUUCUAGCCUCAUAUGCUGUGCAAGACUUUAUGGACAACAAGCAGAAAGUGGCUGCUAGACUGUGGCGAGACAAGAUCCAAACUCUCAAGGAGAAGAAUGAAAAGCUGAAGGAGGAGAAACAGAAGUUGAGGGAGCAGAGGGAGGCUGAGAGGUUACAGCGGGAGGUAGAAAUGAAGCAGAAGGCAGAGGCAGCUGGUGCCACACCAGAUGGAGAAGGAUCAGAGACCAAUCCUGAUGAUAAACCCAAGGAGAAGAAAAGCCGCAAAAAGAAACAUGCCAAGCAGGACAAGGAAGAAACAACCUUAGAGGAGAAUGAGGAAAACUUGGACCUUGCAUCAGUUGUCAAGAGAAGACGACUCCUAGCUGCCAAGACUAAAGCUGAGAGGGAGGAACAGGAAAAAAUGGAAAGGGAGAAGAGAAUCAAGGGAGAGGAAGAAUACAGAAAAAUGAGAGCUCAGGAAAUCUUUGAGAAGAAAUUUGAAGAUGGCAUACAGCAGGCUAAGCUGGCCCUCCGCCAGACUCCCAUAGGUACCGAUCGCAAUCACAGUCGCUACUGGGUCUUCUCCAGUGUCACUCCAGGCUUGUUCAUUGAGAAGGGCUGGGUGGACCCCAACAUUACCUACAACUCUCGCAACAGGGGCGGAGCUUGGGAAGGUGGUGACAGCGGCGACUGUACUGAAAAGACUUUUCCUAAGGUGGGCCAGAAUCUGUGGUUUCAGUAUGAGAGUACCAAGGAGCUGGAAGCCAUUUUGGAGGCCUUAGAUAACCAGGGUGUGCGAGAGAGUGCUCUGUGUAUUGAAAUCAGGAAGCACUACCAGGACAUAGUCAGGAUGAUCAACCUGUCCAGGAGAUCUGGUCCAGAACUGCGGGAAUCGGAUGGUCCCAGGGAGCUUUUGCAGUCAUUGAGGGAAGACUUGCUAGAUAUUGAGAGUCACAUCCGACAAGGCAAUUUGGGUGGAGUGGAAGACCCACAGAGAUGGGAGGAACAGGUCAAGACAGCCACCAAGCUCAAAGACUUGGGAGCUUUGAUCGUUGAGAGCCAAGCAGGUGUUAACCCAAAGUUCCUUCAAGGGAUUAUGGCCCAGCCCAAGCCUAAACCUAAACCCUCAGAAGAGGACAGUAAAGAGGAUAACGAUGAGGAGGAAACUAAUAAUGAAGUGGGUUUUUUUUCAGAAGAUGGGUCAGGAAUUCCAGAGAAGGUGACCAAGUGGGUUGAAGCAGUUGAAAGUGCCCCCACACUGUCACGCCUCCACCUCCUCCUGAGCAUUUUUGAGGCCUGCGUUCGAUGGGAGAAGUCAGCUGAGAAUGCCAAGUGCAAGAUCUGCCGACGCAAGGGAGAUGAGGACAAAUUGUUGCUUUGUGAUGAGUGCAACCAACCAUUCCAUCUGUUCUGCCUACGGCCAGCACUCUCUACUGUACCCAAGGGUGACUGGAAAUGCCCUGCCUGUGCUCCUUCUGCCAGGAGAAGUGUCAGGAGGCGAAGUUACAAAGGAAUGGAUGAUUCAGAUGAGUCUGAGGAUUCCUGUGAGGAUGGCAGUACCACUGAUGAGGAUUUUGAGGAUGAAGAUUCUGAGGGUGAGAUUGAACAUGAGGAUGUGUGCAUAGUUUGCUCCGAGGAUGGUGAGCUAGUGCUCUGUGCCAAGUGCCCCUUAGCAUACCACAAGGAAUGCCAUGAACCACCCAUGCGCAAUUUUCCAAGGGGUCGCUGGGUGUGUGCCUCAUGCCAGAACCGCGCUCGCUCUGCUCAGUUGAAGCAAGCAGAGCAAAAGGUUAAAAAGGAGGCCCUGACCAGGAAGAAGAGGCUUCAACAAGCUAAAAGGAAAAAGGCUCAGGAUGCGGCUCGAGCAGCCGCAAGGAAACCCAAGAUUGCCUUCACUUGCAAGAUUGCAGAGGACAUCAUCAGCAAGAUGUUAAGAUACAGGGACAGUGGACCAUUCCGCACCAUGCCAGAUCCAGCAGAUGCACCAGACUACAAAGAGGUCAUUGCUAAUCCUGUUGACCUACACAUGCUGAAGGACCGAUGCAGCUGUGAAGAGUACCAGGAACAACAGGAAUUUCUAGAGGAUGUUCGUCUGUUGUUCACCAAUGCUAAGCAAUAUUAUGAGAAUGAUGGGCAUGUCAACCUCCAAGCCAAGAAGCUGGAGGAUUUCUUCAUCAAUCUUCUCAAAUGGAACCUACCACAAGCUGCAGAGGUCUGGCAGCAGUGCUCUUCCCAAUCCAGGAGGUCCAACAGAAGUCAAAUCUUUUGCAAUGAUGACCGCUCAGACCAGAGUUAUGGCAGGCGAUCAUUACGACAGCAAAGUUAUUGAUGUCAGCUUUGUAUGGACAUUUUGUUUGUUUGUUGUUGAAACAGUUCAUUAAUCUUGUAGUACAUGUAUGUGUCAGUGAAUGACUGGUUUAUCUUGCUAAUGGGAGAAUGAACGAUUGGGCCUGCUCUCACAAAAUGAAGAUGAAACUUGAUAUUCAGGUUCUGGUACAUCAUGCCUGCGGGUUCUAGAACACUGUAACAAAUGAAAACGUUUGAUUGAAUGGAACCUUUUUGUUAUACAGCUUUAGUUGAUUCCGGGGGUAUCUUUGGUUUACAUCAGAGAAUUUCUGAAAAGGAACCGUUUUAAGACAACUUGACAAAAGUCUCCAAUUAAUGCAGAAACUGACAGUUGUCAAUUCUUCAAUUUGUAAAUUUGGGAUACAAGGCACUUGUGAAUGACAUUUGGGCUGUCUUCGCCAGGUAAAAAACUGUUGGAAAGAAAUUAUGCAUUGUAGGAGGACUUUUAUACCCUGGACGUCAGUCGCAAUGCAGAAGACAGCCAACCUGGGCUAACUGGUGUAAGAAUAGUAAUAGGAUCAGAAGUCACUGACCCUCCCACAAUUGCAUGAAGGAUACGGACUUACAAAAUGGAACUCAGACAUUGGCCACAGAAACUGUCCAGCAAACAUUGUUUGAUGCUAUCAACAACGUUAAGGAAGACUUUUGCGAGUUAAUUCAUGAAAAUGUUUUUCUAUUAUAUUUUCAUUUUAAUUUGUUGUGAUGUGAUAGGUUGAAUUUGAUACUCUCACUGGUGCUGGAAUGGUACAAUAGUAAGCCAUACAUGCUGAUACCAAGACCAUGGUGGCAUUUCCUUUGGCUAGUGCAUGUACAUGUACUAACAUACAUGACUGGAGUCUCCUUCCAAUCUAGUCAGUAUUGUCUACGUGAAAUGUGUGAUUAUAUGGCAGGUUUUUGAUGACAUUUGGGGAAUCAGUAGGCAGGAUUAUUGUGAAAUUAACCAGGAUUGACUAGAAGUUUUCCUAUGGUAGACACCAACAUAUAUAUAUAACAAAGCAAAAGGGCAUUUGGUAAAAAGAAAAUUGAGUUUGGUCGCAAAUUUGGCUAUCAUUCAAAUUGUACUCCAUGUACCUAGAAUCUUGAGAGCAGGUCCCGGUGAAAACUCCCAUUAGCAACGAUGGACAAGUAUUCGCAAAAAGUAGACAUGUCUAAUGAAUUCUACAAACUUAAAAGUAUGCACUCUUUCUGAACAUUUUGGUCUUUUUUAGCGUUAGUUUCCAGGAGCCAAGCCAGGUUCUGUAAUUCACAAAAUGACUUUAGGAAAUUUUGUGGUGAGUUCCAUCCAGGGACUCUGCACUUUUAUAAAAUCUUUGGCAUUUAAAUUAAAAAAUAUUUUUAUAACAAGAAAACAGUUUACCUCAACUAUGAACAGUACAACAUCCUAUUUCAAGUUUUUGUAAAGUAAUUCUUGAACCACUGAGUUUUUCUCCCCAAAGGUGACCAUUAACAAAUACAUUUCUUAAAGAUGGGUGAUUUAUUAUAAAUGCAGUUUUUACUUUACUAAUAUUGUUAUUGUAAUGUCCUAUUGUAUGCCUGGUACGUUAAUUACUGAAUCUGGAAAAGCUAUAGUAGAUCUGCUUGUAGUUUGUAAGGAUGAAAAAUGUACUUUUAAAAAUGAAAACAAACAGGUGAUAUUUAAGUAA
Molecule: messenger RNA, 6790 nt
Organism: Acanthaster planci (crown-of-thorns starfish)
Lineage: Eukaryota; Metazoa; Echinodermata; Asteroidea; Valvatida; Acanthasteridae
Gene: baz1b
Product: bromodomain adjacent to zinc finger domain 1B
Biological process (GO): chromatin remodeling; DNA damage response
Cellular component (GO): WICH complex
Molecular function (GO): histone H2AXY142 kinase activity; histone binding
Source: RefSeq, a predicted model, not a curated record